UUUUGCACAUUAAACUUCCACUGCGAUGUAUUCGUUUCAGUAAUACAUACAAUACUUUUUGUAAUUUAUUUAUUUUAAUUUAUUCAUUACUUAAUCAAGCAAUAAUAUCGUUGUUUAAUCAUUAAUAGAUAGAAGUAUCUAAAGAUUAUUGCAAACAUUUACAGUACUAGUAACAUCGGAGUGCUUUCUGAAGAUGUUGCGUUAUCCAGGUUCACGAUUUCAAUAGUUAUAGUAAUGCGCCACCUGGAAGCUUUUGUACGCGUAAUGACAGUGUUGUUGCGUUACGGUUUACGGCAUUGAGUAAUUGUAAAUAUAUCAUUAACGAAGGUUAUAUCUUACAUAUAAUCUUGAAAAUGAACCUGAAACAUUAGAAUUAUUUAAUUUAAUUGUAUAUGCAAAUGAUGUCGAUAGUCGACAAUCAAUUGUGAUAAUUUCUUUGUACCAUGAUGGGAAUAUUGUAUGAAAAACGGCCACUAAAACGGCCUAGACUAGGGCCGCCUGAUGUCUAUCCCCAAGAACCCAAACAAAAAGAAGACGAACUCACUUCUAUAAAUGUUAAACAUGGAUUUGCUACAAUGCCUCAGUUAUCUGAUGAAUUUGGGACUGCAAGACUUUCUAAUGUGACGGCUGCUAAAGUGGGAGCGUACUUCAAUGCAAUUCUUGCAAAGAAGGAAGAGCUUUCAACCAUGCCGGAUACAGGAAGAAAAAGACAACAGAUCAAUCCAAAGGAUAAUUUCUGGCCAGUGACUGCAAGAACAAAAAAUGGCAUUGAGGCAUGGUUCAAAGAUCUAUCUGGUUGCAAGCCUUUAAUAGCUCUGGCAAAGAAAGCCCCCAACUUUAAUAAGAAAGAAGAGAUAUUCAUGAUGCUUUGUGAAUAUCAAGUGCCAAUGUUAAGAGCAGCCUGGUUUAUUAAACUUAGUUCAGCUUAUACAGUAGCAGUUUCAGAGGCCAAAAUAAAAAAGAGACAAUUGCCUGAUCCAACUACAGAAUGGACAGGAACACUUAUCAAAUUCUUGAAGGACCAACUUUCAAAGUUACAAGAAUAUUAUUACAUAAAUAGCCAUGCGACAAACAGCACUAGUAAUAAUAGUAUUGUAAAUAAUUCCUGCAAUGGCAAUGGCUCUGGAAGUAGCAACAAUAACAAUAACAGUAAUAAUAAUGUUAACAGUAAUACUAACACUAAUAAUGGAGCUGUUACUAAUCAGCCAACUACACCAAAUUCAAAUAGUCAAAUAAUAUCUGGAAGUACCAUGAAUGAAGAACAUAAAUUAGCAUUAAAACAGUGGCAUUAUUGCAUACAGUUGGCAAAGUAUAUGUUUGAAGAAGGUUUGUUAGAUAGGCAGGAAUUACUGCAGUGGAUUUUAGAAUUAUUAGACAAAAUUAAGUCUUCUCCUUCGGAAGAUGGUAUUUUAAAACUUUUAUUGCCAUUGGCAUUACAAUAUUUGGAAGAAUUUGUGCAAUCCGAAUUAUUAGCAAGACGUCUAGCAUAUCUAUGCUGUCGUAAGUUGGCACACAUGUGUAAUAAUGUGGAAACCAAUGGCAAUCCACAAAGUCCAUCUAUAAAUAAAAGCGAUGUUAAUUGUGGCAAGGAAACUGCCACUGCUAGUCAAACACCAAAUCCAUUAACUGCUGCUUUUAAUGACUAUUUGUCAUGCCCACAUCACAAAGAUGUAAUAUAUAGUUUAUCAACAAUAAUACAGGUUAUCACGUUAGAAUGUCCAACCGCAUUGGUAUGGAAUAGUGUUGGAGAAGGGAAAGCCCCAUCUGUACUAAACGGUUCUCCUUUGGACUAUUUGUCGUACCCUCCGACAGCUUUGCCGUGUCCACCGGCAAGCGCAACUAAUCCCAUAUUAAAACAAUUGAAAAUUGCGCAAGAAAAUAUUCGAGCAAGAUCUCAAGCUGCUGAAGGCAAAUGGUCGUGCGAUAAAUGGCAACAAAGUAGCGCCGGAAUAACGACAACAAAAGUACUAGCUGCUUUAGACGCUCUAGAUCGACACAGUUUUGAUAGAAUGGAUUCUAACAAUUCAUUAGACACCUUGUACGCUAAAAUAUUUACGUCACCUCCAAAAGAUAAUGCAAAUGAACGCGAUACAAAAUCGGAAUAUAAUCCACAACAGGAUUCUGCUGUAGUUGAAAUAUUGUGUGAGUGGGCUGUAAGUGCCGAACGAUGGGGAGAACAUAGAGCAAUGGCAGUCGCGAAGCUACUCGAAAAACGGCAAAGCGAUGUUACUGGAGAAACGAAUGACAAUGAUGAUAAAGAUAGCGUCUGUAGUAAUGGAAAUCCACCUGUACUUCCAAUCUUUCAACCAUUGCUUAUGAAGUUUUUAGACAUGGAUGCCCCAGUAUUGGACAAUACAUCAACUCAAUCAAAAGUUCAGUUUACGAAUUUGGUUCACUUGUUUUCAGAAUUAAUUAGACACGAUGUGUUUUCGCACGAUGCGUACAUGUGUACGCUCAUCUCUAGAGGUGAUCUUAUACAAGGCCCCGUAGCCAGUAAGCCCGGAACUCCGAGUAAUCGUGAACAAAUUGACGAAGAUAGCUUAUUUCCGGGAAUAGACUUAAAACCAACGAAAUUAGAGGUAACAGAUCAUGGGCGAACAAUGGAUUAUGAUGACAGUAAAAUCGAUGAUGAUUUGGACAAGUUACUACAACAUAUUAAAGAAGAUCAACAAAAUAGUAUGGAUGCACCUGACAGCCCCAAAGAAGAUGCACUAGCUGGGCAUGGAACUCAGGAGGGGCUUGAUUCUAAAAUGCCAUCAAGUCAUAGUAGACAUUUAUUGUAUACGACACACUUUCCAUUACCACAGGACGAAACGUGCAGCCAACAUGAUUGUAACCAACGGCACGUAUUGCUUUAUGGAGUAGGGCGCGUCAAAGAUGAGGCUAGGCAUGUUGUUAAAAAAAUGACGAAGGAAGUGUGUAAAUUGUUUGGCAAGAAAUUUAGUAUUGACGUUGCAGAGGGUGGAAAAGUGAAAAAACAUUCCCGUAGUGAAUUCAACUUUGAGGCAAUUACUUUAAAAUUUCAAAACUUGAGUUAUUUUGAUCAGCAUGUAGUGACAUGGCAGUGCGCGACUCAAGUUAUCGAAAUGUUAAACACAUUUGCAUUAGUUGGGUCGUCGUAUUUGCCAGUACAAGAACAUGUAGCAUUUCUUUUCGAUUUAAUGGAGCUAGCUCUAAAUAUAUACGGUUUGAUAGAUGUUUGUAUUCAAAUUCUGAAGGAACUACCCGAAGUUGAAGCACAGUUAACGGUUAGAAAUAGUCAACUUGUUAGAAGCUACACCACAAGCUUAAGUUUGUAUGUUGUUGGAGUAUUAAGAAGAUAUCAUUGUUGUUUAUUGUUAUCUCCAGAACAGACAACGGCAGUAUUUGAUUUACUUUGUAAAAUCGUAAAACAUGUGUCCAAUCCUAGCGAUUGCAGUUCCGCUGAACGAUGUGUAUUAGCACAUCUUUAUGACUUAUAUUCGUCUUGUUCGUUAUUAAAAACAAAACCACACGGAGUAGAAGCAUUUAGUAAUGCUUAUCCUAAAAUUCGAACAGCCCUUUACAGUACGUUACAGCCAACUACAUCGAGCCACGUGUAUAAUUCGCAAUUCAUGGUGGACGUUUUUACUAGUCCAAGGCGGGGUGGAAAAAUCGAACCGCAAUGUGCUAGACAACUAAACGAGACACCGGCAAAUCGUUACAGUUUUGUUUGCAAUGCGAUCGUUGCGGUUUGCAGCGAAACAGAUAACGAUAAACUAAACGACAUUGCCAUAACUUGCGCCGAAUUAACGGCUUGUUGCAAUGCGCUCAAUGCUGAGUGGCUUGGUGUUCUCAUGGCACUCUGUUGUUCGUCUAAUAGUUCAGCUUUUUAUAUUGAUGUUCUAAAUCAAGUUGAUGUACAAGACUUGAGCAUACAUAAUUCAUUAGCUGUAUUUACGUCGAUUUUAAUUGCAAGACAUUGUUUUUCUUUGGAAGACUUUGUCGUACAUAUAGCACUGCCCUCUUUAGUUAAAGCUUGUAAUGAAGGUCGCGGAGAUGCGGAUAUGGAGGCCGAAGCCGGAGCACGAUUAACAUGUCAUUUGCUUCUACGACUUUUCAAAACGGUCGAGUGUCCUCAGCCAGCUUUGUAUUCCGUGAGCACGAGCCCUCACCCUUUACCAAAUGGAAAUUCCAGAGGGUACAGCAUAAAAUUGAGUUGCGAUAGGCACUUACUAGCAGCUGCUCACAACAACAUAAGAGUUGGCCCAGUUUUAGCUGUACUUAAAGCUAUACUUGUUGUCGCCGACGCAACGGCUGGUAAACAACCACCAAAGAAACCAGACGUACCUAUGAACCAUUCGAGCAAAGUAGGUGGACCAGCCAGUGUCGGAGUUGGUGGCGGCGUGAACACUGGUGGACCAAGCGAACUAUCUAUAAGUCAUAUCUUAGGUACCAGUGAUAUUCUAGGAGGCGGUGAUGAUUUGGGGCUUGAUUUAGCAAUGUCUUCAUCUAGCAGCAGUGCUGGUAUGACUACAGAAAACGUUAAGGGGCUAUCGGACUUUGCGCAACACGUCUUGAGACAAAUUUGUAGUCAAGAAUGGGUACUAGAAAGAUGUUUACAAAAUCCAGAAGAACUCUGUCACUCUGACAUGUUGCUUGACAAUAUGUUGACACAUCGUCAAGCUCAACGAUUGCUUCACAUGAUUUGCUAUCCAGAGACGUCCACAGAUGCAUUCACAGACCAGAAGACCCAUAUAACAAACAUUUUGGAGAAUCUAGAGCAGUGGAGUCUAAGAAUGUCAUGGCUAGAUCUUCAACUUAUGUACAAACAGUUUUCUCCGGGAUCAAACGAUCUUUCACAAUGGUUGGAUACAGUUGCUAAAGCUGCAAUCGAUGUUUUUCAACUAAAUACCAUGUCUAGUAAACUGGACAAACGAUCUGGUUCGAUAUGGUUAGUUGCGCCGCUUGUUUCAAAAUUGCCAAGUGCAGUACAAGGUCGAGUCCUUAAAGUAGCAGGUCAGGUACUAGAAUCUGGUAACUGGUCGAAAACGGCAGCUGGCCGCGAAAGAGGUAGAUCAAAAUCACCGUCUCUUUUUAAUCAUCAACCGUUCCUUUCACUAGUACUCACUUGCCUUAAGGGCCAAGAUGACCAAAGAGAAGGUUUAUUGAUGUCAUUACAUUCGCAAUUAUCUCAGUUCUUGAAUAUCAGUAAAGAAGAAAAAAACUUUGCUACUGAAGAUCCUAAAACAAGAGAGAUGCUACAGGAUGCGCUACAAUUACGAUUCAGUCUCGUUGGUGGAGUUUUUGAUACUAUACAAAGGAAUACGACUGCUACCACGGAUUGGGCUAUCUUGUUGGUCCAGCUAGUUAGCUACGGUGUUAUAGACUUAAAUAAUAAUUCCGAAUUAUUUACCACGGUCAUUGAUAUGCUAGCCACCCUAAUACAUUCUACUUUAGUUUCUGAUUCGCAAUCCGAAAAAGAUGAAAAUAAAAAACAUUAUCAGAAUUUAAUGAAAAAAUUGAAGAAAGAACUUGGUGAUAGAAAUUCUCCAAGUAUUCGUUUUGUUAGACAAUUGUUACCAUUACCUAAAUUGACAAUGGAAGUUAUUACAUGUGAACCGGUCGGAUGUUUAACAGACACGAAAGGCAAUAAAAUAGCUGGUUUCGAUAGCAUUGAUAAGAAGCAGGGUUUGCAAGUAUGUGAUUCUCAAAGAGUGUCAGCGUGGGAAGUAUUAGAAGGUCAUAAAAAUCCAGCGCCGAUUUCUUGGGCCUGGUUUAGAGCGGUUAAAUUGGAACGUAAACCUCUUACAUACCAAAAUGCCCAUAAACUUUUACGAUAUCAUACCCACAGCCAAAUUAGACUACCUAGUCACUACUUAGAUCCGCCACCAUUGCCUCCAGAAGAUUUAGAACCAGACAAAAAGGAAUCUGAGCCUGGCAAGGCUGACACUCCCAUGAGUAUCGACUCGCCUGGAAGAGUAACUGGUAACGUUGCUGGUAGUAGUAUCGGUAGUGCCGUUACGAAUGGCAAGGGAAAAGCUAUGAAAACUCGAAGAAGUAGAAAGAAUAAAGGAGCUGCAACACCCACUACACCUGUAUCACAGCAAAUUCAGCAAGCACCAAAUCAACUACAACAAAUAGCGUUCAGUAACCAACAAGUAGCUGCUACUCAGCAACCUGGAAUGUUUACUGGUCAACCACCGCAGCAUCAGCAACAGUGGUAUACCAAUCAACAAACUCACGCACCAGCUCAACAAUAUGGAUAUGGUCAACAAUUACCGCCAACUCCGGUUGGGCAAAGAUAUGACAGACCAGGCAUGAAUCAAUCGAAACAGGCACUCUCUCAUAUGUUACGCUUACGACUACCGUCCAAUCAACUGAUGAGCUCUCAACAGCAACCAAAUGCUGCACCUGUCGGUGCUCCAGGAGCUUUCCAAGGAAUGCAGAGGCAACAGUUCAUUAGACAACAAUUAAGAGCUCAACACGGGGCUCCGAACAUGAACCCGCAACAAGGAAUGUUUGCUUCACAGCAACAACAGCAACAACAACCACAACAACAAGGAAUUUACACUGGAAUGCAGCAAGGAAUGAAUCAAAAUUAUGCAGGAUACGGAGGUCAGCAAAUGAUACCACAGCAGCAACAGCAACAGCAGCAGCCACAAGCACCUCAGCAAACGCAGCAACAACAAUUGUUGCAGCAGCAGCAGCAACAGCAGGGUUUGAUGAAUCCACAGCAGAAUAUGAUGUUUUCCAAUCAGCAACAGAUGAUGGGUCCUCAACGGGGUCAGGAAUACAUACCACAACGGAUGCAACCGGGAGCAGCUAGGCCGCCAUACCUUCAGGUACAGGAAGAGAACAGAUUAAAUGAUAAUUCUAUUGAAAAAGGUUACUUACUAAAUAUGAUGUAUUUACUUUUUCAUCAGGCUCCGAAUGUUACAAUGAACACAAUGGGCCCGAUGGGAGGCGGAGUUCAAAAUCAACCAGCUCCACCAUAUAGACAAACUAGUGGAAAACCUGGCGCAGUUGGAGUAACGGGAGUGGGUACUGCGAAUGUUGGUCUGCAACAAAAUCAACAAUUCCAACAGCAGCAAGCAAUAAAUCAGCAACGUAUGAGGCAACAAAUGCUUGCAAUGCAACAGCAACAAGCGCAGCAACAACAACAAGCGCAACAACAACAGCAACAACAAGGCAAUGCUGGCGGACAACAACCAACACCGCAGUUAGUAACGCAUUUACAACGACAUUUGAGCCAACCGCCACAACACUAUCAACAUCAACCGCCGCCUUAUUAGUAGUUUAAAAUGUAAAUAAUUAAUUAAUAUGUUGUACAAGAAUAAUUUACAGAAAGUGUGUACAUCUGGGUCAUAAGAGUUACGUAACUUAAGGCAGUAUGAAUGUGUAAAGCGUGCCAUGGCGAAGGCAAUAAAAUGAAAAGGAUUGUAGAAAAUCAUUGAAAAUUAUAUAACAUCUUUUGCAUUUGU
This is a messenger RNA of Colletes gigas, 7442 nucleotides long. RefSeq names its product mediator of RNA polymerase II transcription subunit 12 (gene kto). Gene Ontology annotation, biological process: regulation of transcription by RNA polymerase II. NCBI's taxonomy places the organism in Eukaryota, Metazoa, Arthropoda, Insecta, Hymenoptera, Colletidae. The transcript is spliced from 12 exons. Gene Ontology annotation, molecular function: transcription coactivator activity. The record is from RefSeq and is a predicted model, not a curated record. The coding region runs from base 444 to 7253 and encodes 2269 amino acids. Gene Ontology annotation, cellular component: mediator complex.